Messenger RNA from Glycine soja, 3347 nucleotides. RefSeq names its product nucleolar protein 14-like. Gene Ontology annotation, cellular component: nucleolus; small-subunit processome; Noc4p-Nop14p complex. The coding region runs from base 629 to 2944 and encodes 771 amino acids. Gene Ontology annotation, biological process: maturation of SSU-rRNA. The transcript has 13 exons. The record is from RefSeq and is a predicted model, not a curated record. Lineage: Eukaryota; Viridiplantae; Streptophyta; Magnoliopsida; Fabales; Fabaceae.
AAGUGACACACAAAAAUUUGUGAUUUUCAAUGAAUUUUCAACCAAUAACAGAAAAAUGUGUUUAAAAGAGUGCACUAGAGAUUUUGUUGUUAGCAUUUGCCUUUAGCAUACAUAUGACCGGAUGACAGUGUAAACAAGUUUUGAGGAGAGCUACUGCUAGCAAGUAGCUACAUACUCUCUACUGUUUGUUAAAAUUUACUGGAUAUUACAAAAUAAUGUGUGGAGCUUAUUGAAUAAGUGAAACUCACUAAAUUUUGUGAUUUUCAAUAAAUCUCAGUCAAUAAAGAAUAAAGAAGAAUGUGUUCAAAAAAGAAUAUGUUGGAGAGUGUGUGCUAGCAUUUCUAAAAGCUCAGUAUAUUUAAAUUAUUUUUUUGUAAAUUUAUUUUAGAAUAAAUAAUAUAUGCACUAUGUGGUGAUGAUGUAUUAGAAUGCCAUCCGAAUAUCCGAUUACAAACUGCCAUACGUUGUAAAUUUGCUGACUAUGCAAUGAUGAUGUAAAUUCUCUUUCUUUGGGUGUUUUUAGCUGAACAGGAAGUUGAGCAAGAAAAGCAAGUAUCACUUGUCUGAUGGAGAGGAGAAUGACUUUGAGGGAAUUGAUUCUCUUGGAAGAGAUGAUUUUGAGGAUGAGAUGCUUCCUGAUGAUAUUGAUGCUGAGACUGAUGAGAAAUUAGAUUUGGUUCAACGGAGCAUGCAGAUUCCGGGGGAAACUAGUGCGGAUGAUGGGGAGGAAAAUAGACAUAAAAGCAAGAAGGAAGUGAUGGAGGAAAUUAUCUCAAAAAGCAAGUUUUACAAGGCUCAAAAGGCAAAGGAUAAAGAAGAAAAUGAAAACUUGGUGGAAGAAUUGGAUAAGGAUUUCACUUCCUUGGUUCAGUCUGAAGCCUUGUUAUCUUUGACUGAACCCAACAAGAUGAAUGCUUUGAAGGCUCUGGUGAACAAAAGUAUUUCAAAUGAUCAAAGUAAUAAGGACCAGAUGUCUGCUACUCGGACAAUGGAUAAUUCUGUGCAGGAAAAACCUGAUGAUUAUGACAAACUUGUCAAACAAAUGGGGUUGGAAAUGCGUGCUCGCCCUUCAGAUAGGACAAAGACACCAGAGGAGAUUGCUCAGGAGGAAAAAGAACGUCUAGAGCAAUUGGAGGAAGAGCGGCAGAAGAGGAUGGUUGCUGCUGAAGAUUCAAGUGAUGAAGACAAUGAAGAUUCAGAAAAGCCAUUUGAACAGAAACCAAGAUCUAUAUCUGGUGAUGAUCUUGGUGAUUCCUUUUCUGUUAAUGAACAAAUUAUGACCAAGAAGGGUUGGGUUGAUGAGAUUCUUGAAAGAAGAGAUGAGGAAGAUUCUUCUAGUGAAGAUGAUGAUGGUGAAGAUCCUGACAAUUUGGGAAGCUCUGAAGAUGCUGAUGAAGGAUCAGAUGAAGAUCUUGAUGAACACGAGAAGGAUCUUUCUUUAAAAGAUUGGGAACAAAGUGAUGAUGAUGAUAUUGGUGCAGAUUUAGAAGAUGAAGAUGAUAGUGAUGAGAAUAUAGAAACAGCUGCAGAAGACCUUGAUGAGGUAAAAGGAUCGGAUGCUGCAGUUCAUAUAAAAAAGCAAAAAGAAAUGCUUCUGUUGAAAUCAAAAGAGUUGGACAUUCCUUAUAUAAUUCAAGCUCCGAAGACCUUUGAAGAAUUAUGUUCACUGGUGGAUAAACAUUCAAAUGACAACGUUAUUUUGAUCAUCAAUCGGAUUCGGAAAAGUAAUCCAAUCACACUCGCAGCAGAAAAUCGAAAGAAAAUGCAAGUAUUCUAUGGAGUAUUGUUGCAAUAUUUUGCUGUUUUGGCAAAUAAGGAACCACUUAAUGUUGAGUUACUCAAUAUGCUGGUGAAACCGUUGAUAGAGAUGAGUAAGGAAAUCCCAUACUUUGCUGCAAUAUGUGCUCGUCGCAGAAUAGAAGCUACCAGAAAACAAUUCAUUGAAAGUAUCAAACAAUCAGAAAGUAGCAGUUGGUCUUCUUCAAAAACGUUGUGCCUCUUGCGUUUGUGGUCCAUGAUAUUUCCAUGCUCUGACUUUAGGCAUCCAGUUAUGACUCCUGUGAUAUUGUUGAUGUGUGAAUAUCUGAUGCGUUGCCCAAUAGUAUCUGGUCGUGAUAUUGCCAUUGGCUCUUUCUUAUGCUCUAUGCUUCUCUCAGUAAGUAGACAGUCUCGAAAAUUCUGUCCUGAAGCAAUAAUAUUUCUUCGAACUUCGCUGUUGGCAGCUACUGAAAGUAAACAUGUUUCAGAUGAAGAUUCCCAGUUAUAUCAUCUUAUGGAACUGAAAGCUAUCAAACCUCUCCUAUGCAUUCAGGAGACAGUGAAUGAGAUUAGUCCUCUGAAUUUCUUCAAAAUAAUAGACAUGCCAGAAGACUCUUCUUUCUUGACUUCUGUUAGUUUCAGGGCUAGUGUAUUAGUUGCAGUUGUUGAAACUUUACAAGGAUAUGUCAACGUCUAUGAAGGUUUAAGUUCAUUUCCUGAAAUGUUCCUACCAAUUUUUAAAUUAUUAAAUGAGAUAGCAGAACAAAAAAAUAUGCCAAAUGCAUUACGAGAUAAAAUUAAAGAUGUGGCUGAGCUCAUUAAGUUGAAAGUGGAUGAGCAUCACACUUUGAGGCGACCACUUCAAAUGCGGAAACAAAAGCCUGUACCAAUCAAAUUACUGAAUCCCAAGUUUGAGGAGAACUAUGUCAAGGGUAGAGACUAUGAUCCUGAUCGUGAACAAGCUGAACUGAGAAAAUUGAAGAAACAGUUGAAGUGUGAAGCUAAAGGGGCUGCACGAGAAUUGCGUAAAGACAACUACUUCUUGCUGGAGGUGAAGGAAAAAGAGAGGUCUUUACAGGAAAAAGAUAGAGCAGAGAAGUAUGGAAGAGCUAAAGCUUUCCUUCAAGAGCAAGAACAUGCCUUUAAAUCAGGACAAUUAGGAAAAGGGAGAAAAAGGAGGAGAUAAAAACUUGUGUAUUUUUACCCUUGCACAGCCUAGCCUAAAGAGUGGAUAAAUCAAGAACAUGCUUGGAAUAUUUAUGGUGGUUCACUAUAACCUAGGCCUUCCUUUCCUCACUCACUAUUAAAAGUUGAAGCAAAUGGUGGUGUGAUAUGGUAUAAAGAUAUCUAUUUUGACUAUGUCCUUGCCUUCCCAACUUAAUCUUCUGGGAAGGAAAGGAAUGCGUUGCUCUUGUAUUCACGUAUGAGGAUUGGGAGAAUUGUAAGGGUUUGCAACUUCAUCUAAGUUCUCUCUCUGUAAACAUUCAUAGCCACCUUUGUUGAACCAAGAUAAAAUUUUGCAUAUGAAUUUUCAAUCUAAUUUGUACUCAAUUUCCCUUCGACAAUGAUAUGAAUUCAAAUUCCACCCA